This is a messenger RNA of Syngnathus acus (greater pipefish), 4047 nucleotides long. RefSeq names its product macrophage mannose receptor 1-like. The transcript is spliced from 34 exons. Bases 1 to 4026 code for a protein of 1341 amino acids. Gene Ontology annotation, molecular function: signaling receptor activity; carbohydrate binding. NCBI's taxonomy places the organism in Eukaryota, Metazoa, Chordata, Actinopteri, Syngnathiformes, Syngnathidae. The record is from RefSeq and is a predicted model, not a curated record.
AUGGCCGACGGCUGGCUCCCUUUCGGCUUCAGUUGCUACAAGAAGAUGGCGACCCCCAACGGUUGGCUGGGGGCUCGGCAAGACUGCGUCUGGGAGGGCGGCGACCUGGUCUCCAUCGCCUCGUCGGACGAGGAAGCCUUCGUGAAGGACAAAAUGGGCAUCGACCCCUUCUGGAUCGGACUCUCCAAUCUGAAUUGCGACGAGGCUUGGUGUCGGUAUGACAAGGAGCAAAAGAAGAUGACUUGGUCCAAUGUCCGCGUGAUGGCGACCUACUCCAACUGGGACUCGCGUCAGGUUGGAAGCUCCGACGUAGAGUCCUGCGCAUACGUCAACCAAGGCGCGUGGACUGAGCCAGGAAAGUGGCGACACGGCUCGUGCAGAUCCUCGUUGGCGUUCAUGUGCGAGCGCUCCUUGCUCGAAUGCCCGGAGGGCCGGCCGUGUUCCUUGAAAGACUUUGGUUACCUUCGAGUGGAGACUUCCUCCUGCGACCCCGGCGAAUUCCUGUUUGACGAUUCUUGCUAUCGUUUCGAGGAGGCGAGGAAGGUGCAGAGGGCCGCCGAGAGGUUUUGCAAAGGACACAAAGGUCACCUGGCCAGCGUCCUCUCAGCGGAGGAAGGCAAUUUCUUGGCAGCUCACAUGCGAGAUGCAGGAAGAUCUCAGCCUUUUGUGGGACUGAAGAAGAAGAAAAACAACUUUGAGUGGAUUGACGGAAAAUCUUCAGUAACCAAGGUCCAAGGGGCUCUCCCUGUUUUGCCAUCAUCAACAUGGGGACCAGGCUGGAGCAAAAAGUGCGGCUGGUGGAUGGACAACCCGUCCGACGACUUCUGCUACCUGAUCAACCACAACCGUGUCAAGACCUGGCAGGAGGCGCGAGAUGACUGCGUCGGCCUCGGAGGCGACCUGCUCAGCAUCACCCACUCCUAUGAACAGACCUUCAUACAAGGUCUGUACGCCCGUCCUCUGAGCAGUCCCACUCUGUGGUUGGGCGCCAACGGCAAUAUCACUAACGGCAUCGAGUGGAUUGACGGAUCGAUGUCCACUUACAAAAACCUGAACACAGACAUCGCCGGAGAAGGCCCCGGUGGAAACUGCCUUUCCUUGCUCACUGCCGACGGCCGCUGGGCAAAAGCCGAUUGUGAGGAGAAGCGCAGCAGCUACAUCUGCAAGAGAAGAGGAAGAGCCAUUCCUAAAUCCGCGUGUGAGAAGGGGUGGAGUCUUCACCAGUCCAGUUGCUACAAGAAGAUGGCGACCCCCAACGGUUGGCUAGGGGCUCGGCACAACUGCAUCUGGGAGGGCGGCGACUUGGUCUCCAUCGCCUCGUCGGACGAGGAAGCCUUUGUGAAGAAGGAAAUGGGCAUCGACCCCUUCUGGAUCGGACUCUCCAAUCUGAAAUGCGACGAGGCUUGGUGUCGGUAUGAUAAGGAGCAAAAGGAACUGACUUGGUCAGAUGUCCGCGUGAUGGUGGGCUACUCCAACUGGGACUCGCGUCAGGUUAGAAGCUCCGACGUAGAGUCCUGCGCGUACGUCAACCAAGGCUCGUGGACCGAGAGUCCGCCAGGAAAGUGGCGACAAGCCUUGUGCGGAUCCUCCUUGGCCUUCAUGUGCGAGCGCCCGCUGGACGACUGCCCGAAGGGCCGGCAGUGUUCCUUGAAAGACUUUGGUUACGAUCGAGUGGAGACUUCCUCCUGCGACCCCGGCGACUUCCUGUUCGACGAUUCCUGCUAUCGUUUUGAGUGGAAACGUAAGAAUUGGCACUCGGCUGAUAUACUUUGCACAGAACAGAAAGGUCACUUGGCCAGCGUCCACUCAGAGGACGAAAUCAAAUUCUUGGCUGCUCACGUGCGAGAUGAUAAAGGAUAUUGGCCUUUCAUGGGACUCAAGAAGAACAAAGACAAGAAAUUUUCCUGGAGCGACGCAACGUCUGCAGACUACGUCACGCUGAGGGGAGAACAGUCUACAGGACGCGGUGACUGCUUUGCUCUGUCAGCUUCUGGACAAUUUCAUCAGUGGCCCUGCACUGAAGAGCAGCCAUCUGUCUGCAGAAAAGCCAAAAUUCGAGAGGCUCGCCAUGAUGAGCCGCAAGCAGGCUGGAGCGAAAAAUGCGGCUCGUGGGUGGAGAACCCCUACAGCAACUUCUGCUACCUGAUCAACCGCAACAAUGCCAAGAACUGGCAAGAGGCGCGAGACGACUGCGUCCGCCUCGGAGGCGACCUGCUCAGCAUCACCGACAACAUGGAGCAGACUGUCAUAGAAGUUCUGUCGACCGGACUUCAAAACGUUUCUUCUCUGUGGUUGGCCACCAACACCACGAUCACUCAAGGGUGCAAGUGGACUGAUGGGUCUCCCUUUCGUUACACCCACUGGACCACAGAUAGCCCUAGUAAACCCUCUGGUGAAAGCUGCCUUUCCUUUCACACUAAACGUGAACUGGGAAAUUGGAAAUUUGACAACUGCCAGAAGAAGAGGAACUACAUAUGCAAGAAAAGAGCUCGAGGACAUAAACCGGAACCUCCACGCCAUGACGGUUUUCGGGAGAUCCUUGUGUGCAACCAGCAGAAGCACGUCGACCUCUUUUGUCAGAGUGAGGGUCAAAGCGUCAUCCGCAUCCAGUCGGCCUUCUAUGGACGGAGGAGCGGCAGCCUUUGUCCAACUCAGAACGCAACCAAGGAGACUUGUGUGGUGCGAGGAGCUCUCCCUCACUACAGGCAGAAAUGUGACAACCGUCAAUAUUGUCUUGCUGACCCUUUUGAGGGCGUCCGGGAGACCUGCCCUGCAGUCUCCAAAUACCUGCACAUGGUCUACAGCUGCGAACGGAAAGUGUGUCUUGACAGUUUGGUCGAGGCGGACAAGCGCAUCGCCGACUCAGCGUUUGAAGCCUCCUCCUCUAUGAGCGACACCAGCCCAGAGAAAGCUCAAUUGAGCAAGAAUUCCUGCUGGAGACCGUCACAAGAUCCCUCCACCAGCUGGAUCCAGGUGAAUCUCGGUCACGUGAGAAAGGUGACCGGGAUCGUCACCCAGGGCUGUCCUCAUACUGACCAAAGGUCCUGGGUCAUCGACUUUGAGAUGAAGAUUAGUUUGGAUGGCAAAAGCUGGACUGAUCACCCGGACGAAAAGUUUACCGGAGGGGGGGAGCACCGGUUUGGCUCUGCGUUUUCCGCUCAGUACGUCCGCAUCCUGCCGCUGGAGGACAGCGUUGACUUCGGCCUCACCUUUGACCUCUUGGGAUGCGCACGUGACGAUGCGAUGACCUGUGACAGCACGUUCAACAGCCUCCACUUGACCAAGGCAAUGACGUUCCACUGCCCACCCAAGUGCGCCAACUCCAAACACAAUGUCACAGGAACCUUGGUCUACAAUAAGGACUCAAGCGUGUGCGCGGCCGCUAUUCACGCCGGCGUCAUUCGUAACGACAUCGGAGGAGACUGUAUUGUGAUGAAAGCCGUGGCAAAGAAGGACUUUGCUGGCUCCACCCAGAACGGGAUCACCUCCCUCAAGAAUGCCGACUCGACGGAUCAGGCCUUCACAUUUGCAGACGGAGAGCCGAGAUGCUUGGGAGAGUCCUGGGAGGAGUUUGCGGGCUUCUGCUACAAAGCUUUUGAGGACAAGAAGGAGUGGGCCGCUGCUCAAGCUGACUGUAAGAAAUUGGGUGCCAAUCUGGUGUCCAUCCUUUCCGAGGUGGAGCAGACGUGGGUGAAAAGUGCUUCCCCCCUCGACACCAGCGACAUGUGGACCGGACUGAAUGACCAGAGUGUCCUCGGCAUGUUUGAGUGGUCGGACCGCCACGAGGUGACCUUCACCGACUGGGCCGCAGAAGAGCCCAAACACCUGAAAAAGGACUGUGUGGCGAUGUCGCAAAAGGCUGGAAAAUGGAAGCAGAUGAGCUGCAAGAUACCCAACAGCUUCAUGUGCAAGAUGCCCAAAGCGGAUUAUGCAAUCACCUCAGAGAAGGCAGAGGAGAGCCAUUCUGGUGACAGAGUACUCUUGCACAGAAGCAAGCUCGCCAAGUCAACGAAUGCAGUGAGUUGAUUUUAUACUCUCUCUCUCUCU